Molecule: messenger RNA, 966 nt
Organism: Malassezia sympodialis ATCC 42132
Lineage: Eukaryota; Fungi; Basidiomycota; Malasseziomycetes; Malasseziales; Malasseziaceae
Source: RefSeq, a predicted model, not a curated record
AUGGCGGGUUUCGUGGUCAACGUCUAUGGUCUCAAGCAGUUGAAUCAGAAGCAGGGGAAAAAGCCAGAGAUUGCUGUUGUCAUAUAUAUGCAUGGCCGCUUCGAAGACGCCCUCGCUGAAGAUGACAUUGUCCGUGAUCUGUACAGUCAAGUUCGCAGUCUCAAAAAGACUGAAUCAGGCAGUCAGGAGCGAGACCUUUUGAUUGUCUCCUUCGAUGCACAGGACCACGGAAAGCGCCUGACAGAUCCGGAUCAGCGCGAGGAUCUUAACUCCAACCCCAAGUUCCUGUUCGACCAGUACGCCAUCCUGUUGAACAACAAAGACUAUGCUUCGUAUAUCAUUGAUUUUCUGCCCACCUUUUUGUUCCCUCGUGGUGAGCGCAAGAUGACUCGCUGGAUUGCGGCAGGUCGCAGCAUGGGUGGUCACUCGACCUGGCAUGUCUUAUCUUCUGAGCCUCGCGUUAAGACAGGUGUGGUCUUUAUCGGCAUGCCAGACUAUAAUGCGCUGAUGAAGCAGCGCUUGGGACAGCUGAACCUCACCGUCGAGCCGCCAUAUGUGCCAGACACAUUCGCAGCAUUGGUGGAUCGGACAGACCCCGCCAGGACCCCUUAUACAAGCAAAAGUGCCACAGCAAACCCUUUCUGGGGAAAACAUAUUUUCCAGGCGAACGGCGGUGCAGACCCGCUGGUACCAUUUUAUCUAUCGAAGCACUUCCUUAACAAUGUGGUGCUCGGUCCCAACGAUCAACUGACCAGGGAAUCCUUGGAGAUCUUUGUGGAGCCUAACAUCCCUCACCAGGUUACCCGGCGCAUGAUCCGCCUCGCUGCCAUGUGGAUCUACCGAUGGGAGAUUGCUAAGUCGCCGGAUGUGCCUCUGCCUCACAUCAGCUUGAAUGCUCCAACCAUGUCUCGCCCCCGCAGGCAAGCGAGGGCCAUGUUCACAUCCCCCCACAACUCUCAUUUAUGA